Messenger RNA from Candidula unifasciata, 336 nucleotides. Lineage: Eukaryota; Metazoa; Mollusca; Gastropoda; Stylommatophora; Geomitridae. The record is from the annotation of a GenBank genome assembly.
AUGAGGAAGACCAUGGAGCAGAUGGAUCAAUACCGUACAAUGACACAGGCCAACAUUUGCUGGCAAAACACAGAUGGCAUCUCAGAGCAUACAAUUCAUCUGAAUAUAAAACAGUUUUCUACUGGUUUGGCAGUGGAUAGAUAUUACAAGACUUAUUUAGUCUUCUUCCUCACAUUCACAGGAUGUAAACUUGGGUGGAAAGUUCUGGAGAUUAGGCUUGUUGCGGAACUGGUUUGCCUGCACUCUGGGACCACCUGCCACAGGGAGCCAUGUAUUGGACACAUCCAGGGGAAGGCCAGGCAAAAUAAGAAACACCAGCAUCCACAAGAGCCAUGA